Miscanthus lutarioriparius is the source of this 1725-nucleotide messenger RNA. The record is from the annotation of a GenBank genome assembly. NCBI's taxonomy places the organism in Eukaryota, Viridiplantae, Streptophyta, Magnoliopsida, Poales, Poaceae.
AUGGCGGCGGAGAACGGCCCAUCACUUGGGAGGUUGGCGUCGGUUUACAGCGAGGUGCAGACGAGCCGCCUCCAUCAUGCGCUCCGGCUCCCCUCCGUCCUCUGCUCCCAAUUCUCCCUCGUCGAUGGGCCUCCCAGCUCAGCCACGGGGAACCCGGAUGAGAUCGCGAAGCUGUUCCCUAACUUGUUUGGGCAGCCGUCGGCGACAUUGGUGCCGGCCAAAGAGGCAGUGGAGGGGAAGGCGCUGAAGGUCGGGGUGGUGCUCUCUGGUGGACAAGCACCCGGUGGGCACAAUGUGAUCUGUGGUAUCUUCGAUUUCUUGCAGGAACACGCAAAGGGAAGCACAAUGUAUGGAUUCAAAGGAGGCCCAGCAGGGGUGAUGAAGUGCAAGUAUGUCGAACUCAAUACCGAUUUCGUCUACCCCUACAGAAACCAGGGUGGAUUUGAUAUGAUCUGUAGUGGAAGGGAUAAGAUCGAAACACCAGAGCAGUUUAAGCAAGCCGAAGAUACAGCCAACAAACUUGAGUUGGACGGACUUGUUGUUAUUGGAGGCGAUGAUUCAAAUACUAAUGCUUGCCUUAUUGCUGAAUACUUCAGGGGAAAGAACCUGAAGACUCGUGUUAUUGGGUGUCCAAAGACAAUUGAUGGAGAUCUAAAAUGCCAUGAGGUCCCAACAAGUUUUGGAUUCGACACCGCUUGCAAGAUAUACUCUGAAAUGAUUGGAAACGUGAUGACUGAUGCACGAUCAUCAGGAAAAUACUACCAUUUUGUAAGACUUAUGGGACGUGCUGCUUCUCACAUUACAUUGGAGUGUGCCUUACAAACACACCCAAACAUUGCUCUUAUCGGGGAAGAGGUUGCUGCAAAGAAGCAGACUCUCAAAAACGUUACAGACUACAUUACCGAUAUCGUUUGUAAGCGUGCAGAACUUGGUUACAACUAUGGUGUCAUCCUUAUACCGGAGGGUUUGAUUGAUUUCGUACCAGAGGUUCAGAAACUUAUUGCCGAAUUAAAUGAAUUUUUGGCACAUGAUAUUGUUGACGAAGCAGGUGUUUGGAAAAAUAAACUUGAACAAGAAUCCAAGAAACUGUUUGAAUUUUUACCCCCAUCCAUCCAGGAGCAGCUUUUGCUGGAAAGAGAUCCACAUGGAAACGUUCAAGUUGCAAAAAUUGAAACAGAGAAAAUGCUUAUUGCAAUGGUUGAAACGGAAUUAGAGAGAAGAAAAACCGAAGGAAAAUACAAGGGCAAUUUCAUUGGUCAAUCCCACUUCUUUGGAUAUGAAGGGAGGUGUGGCCUUCCAACUAAUUUUGAUGCCAGUUAUUGCUACGCUUUGGGUUAUGGUGCUGGGGCUCUUCUCCAGUGUGGGAAGACAGGUCUUAUAUCUUCGGUUGGUAACCUUGCUGCCCCUGUGUCCGAGUGGACUGCCGGGGGAACUGCAUUGACAUCAUUGAUGGAUGUUGAGAGGAGACAUGUUAUCUUUUCAAGCAUUUUUUUCUCUAUCUCUGACUUUGCAUUGCACAAACGCAAUUCCACAGGCAAGUUCAAACCAGUGAUCAAGAAAGCAAUGGUAGAACUUGAAGGUGCACCAUUUAAGAAAUUUGCAUCCCUGCGAGAUGAAUGGGCCAUCAAGAAUCGAUACAUUAGCCCUGGACCCAUCCAGUUUAUUGGCUCCGGAGCAGACGCUGUGAACCGCACCUUGCUACUGGAACUUGGUGUUCAGGCCUGA